AUGGCCCCUCAACCACUCCUACCAGUCCUCCCCGAUUUCGACCUAAAUGACUAUGAUGACCUAGAUUUCCUUCAGCGAUCUUCUGUGCCUAACCAAGCAACUAUGCCCAAUGUUGAGCAGCCUAUUGGCAGAGAAGAACGGAUGGCUGGUAUGAGGACCCGACCUCGGCCUGCCGACAACGCGUUUCUAGCUGCUGAUGCCAAUGACAGCGUAGACAAUGACCCUGACCUUUCGUUCUGGAAACAAGCAAUGGCUCAUGAACAUCAGAUCACCCAGGCUCAAGGUAGCUACCCCCCUCUCUGGUAUGAAGAACCAGACUCUGACAGGAAGAACCUUGCAGAGGGUGGAGAGUCUGUCUCUUAUACAGCCGGUGAACACAAUGAUGCCACUGCUCCAUUGGACCAAUCUGAUUUGUUCGAGGAAGGUUUGAAUUCAGCCUUCGGACCCGCAAGGCCAAGCGCCAAUACCACUGCUGAGGUCAACUCUCUUGAGGAGGGUCCUGUUACGAUUUCUGUGACCGCCCGCAAGGCCGGUCGAGCCAAGAUUCUCAAGAAUCGCAAACGGAACAAGAACAAGGUGAUGGAUGUUGUCGAUGAGUACGAUACGUACGCGGAACUGCAAGGGUUUGAACCCAGCACGUAUCUUCUUCCAAAAGAAGUGUCGCUGCAAAAGAUUUGUGAACAAUAUCCCAACCACUUGGUUGGACCACAUCUGGACGCGUUUAUCCAGUAUAUGUGGACUGGCUUGGAUAUAUAUAACAUACUCCCUCCACGCAUUGUCAACGCCUUCAUCGAAGCGGGUGUAAUGAGUUCUGAACGCAAGAACCGAGCAAACUUUCUGACGAAGAGGCUCAAUAAGAGAAUUAACUUCCAUACCCCGGAAAGCAUGACAACCUUGAUCGAAGCCCACGAAAAGCUUCGGCCAUGCAUGGAUAACGGCAAGGUGCACUAUGGCCGCUCAAAGCUUCAGGGAAAAUACAGCAACAGUCGUGCCCAGGCUGUUCGACCUAUGCCGCCCCGCAAAUAUAACGGAAUGAGCUCGAAGAAGAGAAAGGCUGCUGCUGAGGAGGAAGUUGACGCAGACGAAGUCGACAAUGAUGGAGCUGAGCCAGGAUCAGAACCCAGUGAUCAGUUAAGAGAUAGUGCCCAGUCCACCAACACUGCUCCACAUUUUCCUUAUGCCAGCUUCAAUGAUUUCGACGUCGCUUUGAAUGAGAUCGACAGCAUGGGCCAUCCUCAGUUUGUAACCACGGAUCCUGAACCCUCUGCUCAUCUGCUUGAAGGUCCCAACUUUGACGCCUACGACUCAUGGGAUCAAUAUGGAUAUACUGGAUUUCCUGGUGGUCAGGACAUAUUCACCGCAGGAGAGCCAGGCCUUUGUCUCCAAUGCGACGAUGGAGAAUUCGUCGAUGACCAGUUUGCAGCCACCAACGCUGGCAUGAGCAAGUUUCAGCCUAUAGACAUCAAUGGCGGGAUGUCCUAUUUGCAAACUGUAGAUUUCAUUGGCGGAAUGGUCAACUUUCAACCUGCCGACCUCACCGCUGAUAUAAGCAACUUUCCACCUGCAGACUUUAAUGGAGGAACGGUCAACUUUCAACCGGUAGACCUCAAUGGUGAACUGGAAAACUUGCGCCCUGCAUUUUUCAAUGGCGGAAUGCAAGGCGUCGGGUUGGACGUCUCUGAGAACGUAUAUCAUGCUCAGCGUGGCGAGGCUAUUCCGCACGAAACGGUUGGCCAUGAAGUGAAUGGCGGUCAGUCGGCCUAUCCAAUCCCCCAUACAUUUUCCCAAGUCAUGCCUCAAUCUGUCGGCAGACUGGGCAAGCGUGCUGGAAAGGAUGAGGCCGACGGCGAAGUUCUUGAGAUUGCUGGUGGGCGAAACAAGCGCGUGCGAUACGAAGAGGGCGCAGAAGCACCUCCAAAGGUUGGCCGGCCCAGUCGACGAAGCAAGUGCACUUAA
Molecule: messenger RNA, 1956 nt
Organism: Exophiala aquamarina CBS 119918
Lineage: Eukaryota; Fungi; Ascomycota; Eurotiomycetes; Chaetothyriales; Herpotrichiellaceae
Exons: 1
Coding region: 1-1956 (651 amino acids)
Source: RefSeq, a predicted model, not a curated record